AUGAUUACUAUUAUACAUAAACUAGAAAUACAGAUUUGCAAGAAAAUAUCUUUUGUAUUAGUUUAUUUAUGCAGCGACAACACAGGUAGCAUUGCAGUCAUUUUCCUGGACCAAGAAGUUACUCGGAUUAUCGAGAAAACUUUGUUUGAUAUAGAAGUGGAUGCUAUUCAGGAAAAUACCGAGGGGAAAUUUCCAGCAGUUCUCAAGACAUUUGAGAAGAAAGUUUAUACCAUCACUCUAAACAUUACAGAGAACAAUCUCAAAAAAGGAUCAAUGGUGUAUGAGGCGGAUGAGAUUUUUGACAAAAUUGAAAGCAGUGCAAACUUUGAUCCAUCGACAAACACAGAUACUCAAAUGGUUGAGGCAGCAACUGUAGACCUGAAAGAUGACGACCUCAGCACACCAACAACUGGAAUUUCUUCUACAAAAACAAGGCCAAGGGUUGAUAUUGAGCCGGUGGCAUUUGAUCCAAAAGAAGAUACACCGGCCAAGCUCAACAAAAAGGAUAAGAAGAAAAAGGAGUAACUGCUUUGUACUGGACGUCAACAACUACUUUUGCCAAUGAAGAAGAAUUUGAAACUUCGGUCUCUGAUACAAUUCAGAGUUUCCAAGACUUUUGUUAUAAUUUCUCUGAAUCUAUGACUCUGUCUGUUUAAAUAUUCUAAACUGUGCUGAAUAUGUUUGUACUAUUUUUUGGCGUCCAGGAACCUAACUAUUUAAUCUACUCGGACUAUUAUUUUAUAUAAUUGCA
Molecule: messenger RNA, 751 nt
Organism: Daucus carota subsp. sativus
Lineage: Eukaryota; Viridiplantae; Streptophyta; Magnoliopsida; Apiales; Apiaceae
Exons: 4
Coding region: 1-525 (174 amino acids)
Source: RefSeq, a predicted model, not a curated record